AUGCAAUACGCGCGGCAUGACGUGACUACUGGCAUAUUAAGCUUAGAGUCAGUUCAGCUAGAUUUGGGCUUGCUUGGUUGGAUCGAGACAGCGUUGUUAAGCCUACUUUUUAAAGACACUCUAUUGAAGAAGACAAUGGGCGACGAUAUUGAUGCGAGGGAAAAUAUAUUGAGCAAAAGGCUACUUGAAGCCGGAUGCGAAUGCUGUGAUUCUUCCGCCACACUCCGUGAAUUAUUGGCAGACGUUGUCAAGGAUAUCCAUGAAAAGGAUGUUGCUAUCGCGUUGGGAUGUAUGGCGCGAGCUUAUGCAGAUAUCCAUGGUACUACCACCACAUCCGGAGAAUCGAAUUGGAAUGUGGAAAAUUUCGUUGCAGUGAUUGUUGAUUUGGUACCUACCAUUGAUUGGGAAAAGGUGAUGCAGAGCUUGGAUUAUCCACAUUUCUUUGUCUAUGAUGCCAAGGGCUUGGGAACCAUUGUUCGUGCAUGGAAACAUUGUCCAAAGAGUUCUGAACCAUUUCCUGCAAACAUCUUUUUCGGCAAAUGGCGAAAUCUCAAAGGUCAACUUGGUGCACUUUAUCAAAUGGUGAAUGCUCCCAGCGAUCUUCUCAGUUUACCAGCAUGUUCGGAGGCAAAAGUGAUUACCAUGGAUGACUUUGGCGAAUCCAGCACACACAUCCAAAACUUGGCAGCCCAAUUUAUGGACAAUCAAUUGAACUCUUUGGAUUUGAUCGAAUGCGUCAUCGGGUUAGCAGAAACCGCCAUCGUGGAUGAUGUCAAGGUGUUUACGGAUAUGAUGGUCAACAAGGCUCCCGAGUUGGUAUUCCUUGGUUUCCUUCAAUCCAAGAUAACGAUGCCAGUGUACCAUAAGGAUAUUCUCGGGCGCCUCUUGUUGAUGUACAUGACAGGCAACAGCAGCAGUCCAUUGGUGCUUACCAAGAUGUGGCAAAUCAAUCCCGAUUUCUUCACGAGGAGUAUUAUGGAUAUGUACAGUACGGAUGCCAACAUGAUAUCAAGGAUAUUGGAUAUUGCUCAUGAGCUUAAAAUCCUCGAUUACAUGUUGAACUUGCAGCCCUAUUUCUUCUCCAUUGAUUUGGCAGCAUUGGCAUCUCGACGCGAGUUUUUGAAUUUGGAAAAGUGGCUUCAAGAAAAGAUUGCUGAGCAAAAGGAUGCAUUCAUUCGUGUGUGUUUGGAAUUCCUCAGUCAAAAGGUGGCGGCUGAAAUAUCACGACAAGAGGCCAAUGCCACACCGCAGACAAUUCCUUUACCCGUGGAGAUCAUUGGUGUUUUCUUAAAGGUGCUUGGUGAAAGUCCUAUGAUUGCAGAGAAUACGGAGCUUCUCAAAGAGGUGCAAACAGUGUGUCUUCAAUCCUAUCCAAAGUUGAUCAAUAUUCGCGGCAAUACGGAAGGAGGAAGAGGAUCGAAUGAUGCGGAGGUGACCUUUAGUCAAGACAUUGAAAACGAGGCCAAUUCCUAUUACGAGCGGAUCUACAGUGGUGAAAUGAGUGUGGAUCAAUUGGUGGAACGACUCAAGGCCUUUAGUCAAUCAAAGACAGCUCGUGAGCAGGACAUAUUUGCAUGCAUGAUCCAUAACCUUUUCGAUGAAUACCACUUUUUCCCAAAGUACCCUGACAAGGAACUCUCGAUUACCAGCACGCUUUUUGGAUCACUCGUACAGCAUCAUUUGGUUUCCUAUGUGCCUCUUGGUAUCGCUCUUCGAUGUAUCCUUGAUGCGCUUCACAAUCCAGCAGGCUCCAAAAUGUUCAAUUUCGGUUUACAAGCCUUGUCUCAGUUCCAAUCUCGGUUACCCGAAUGGCCCCAGUAUUGUGUCAAUUUACUUCAGAUCCCACAGCUGCAACAAGCAAAUCCAGAUUUGGUACGAUUCAUUGGCACAUCAUUGCAAUCAGCUCAACCUGAGAGUGGAGCAGGAGAUGCUUUACCACCACAAGAUAUACCCACACAACAAGCAUCUCAAGUCCCUGAUAUUUCAUCCUUGACUGAAGCAACAGCAGCAGCAGCACGUCCUACUGAUGUUGAACAACAACCACAACCACAACCACCCUUCACAUCCAUUCAUUUACCCGAUAUGCCAUCUGAUAACAUCAGCUAUGAGACACCCACAGAGGCUAUCCAGGACAAGAUCCUCUUCAUCAUCAACAAUAUCGCUCGCAACAAUCUUCAAGAUAAGACAGCCGAAUUGGCCGAGGUGCUUGAUAAGACUGCUUACUUGUGGUUCAGCAACUACCUUGUUGUCAAACGUGUCAGCCGCGAGCCCAAUUAUCAUGAGCUGUAUCUUUUGGUGAUGGAUGCCAUGAAUAGCCGAUUAUUGUACCAGCAUAUUUUGCGAGAUACCUAUGCCAACAUUCAAAUCCUGCUCAAUUCUGAAAAGACUAUAAAGUCAUCGUCGGAGCGAAGUUUGCUAAAGAAUCUUGGAUCAUGGCUUGGUGCAAUUACCUUGGCUCGUAACAAACCUAUUCGGCAUAAGAAUAUUGCCUUCAAGGAUCUCUUACUGGAGGGCUUUGAUAGCAAUCGUUUGAUCGUGGUGAUUCCUUUUGUAUGCAAAGUCUUGGAGCAAUGCAACAAUAGCGUCGUGUUCAAACCUCCCAAUCCAUGGUUGAUGGCGAUCCUCAAGUUGUUGGUCGAGCUCUAUGAGUGUGCCGAAUUGAAGCUUAACCUAAAGUUUGAGAUUGAAGUAUUAUGCAAGGGGUUGUCACUUGAGCUUGAAGAAAUCGAAGCGACAUCCAUUCUCAAGAAUCGACCUUCCAAACAAGCAGGUGGCCUACCUGAAGGCUUGGAAAAGAUGCAUGAAUUAUCAGCUGGUAAAUUCCCCGGGCCCAGUAUGAUGUUUCCAGGAGGUGGUGGAGUCUUGGAUGGAACAAGCACGGCGACGGAGAUGGAUGAAUCAGCAUUCUCAAUACCCAACAUUGCACCUUAUCUCGUGUUCAACCCACAAAUCAUCUUGUAUUCAUCACAACCCGCUUCCAAGCGAUGGGUACUACAAGCCAUUAUGCAAUCAAUACGCGAGAUUAUUGAACCUGUUGUUGAACGCUCAGUGGCCAUUGCGGCUGUUUCUACACGUGAACUUGUCACCAAAGAUUUGGCGGUGGAACCUGAUGAAAACAAGAUGCGUAAAGCGGCUCAUUGGAUGGCACAAAAUUUAGCGGGAAGCUUGGCUAUGGUGACAUGUAAAGAACCGCUUCGUAUGAGCAUGGUGACCAAUUUGCGAGCUAUAUUCAUGUCCAAUGGAUUGACAGACGCCAUGGCAGAGCAAGCGGUCUUGUUGACGGUUUCCGACAAUUUGGAUCUUGUUUGUGCAGUGAUUGAAAAGGUGGCUAUGGAAAAGGCAACAGGCGACAUUGACGAGGUGCUGAGGAACUCGUAUGCCAGUCGAAAGAAGCAUCGUGAGCAGCGACCUGGUCAACCUUAUUUCGAUUUGGAAGUGUAUUCAAUGACGAGAUACCCUGCUUCGCUUCCUGAACCUUUGCGAGCCAAGACAAGUGGAUUACAACCCAAUCAAUUACGUGUCUAUGAAGAUUUUACACGUAUCCCAAGAACAGCACAACAAGUCCCUGAUGCAGAUCGACCGAUACCACGUGCUGAUGCUGCUGCUGCUACUACUACGGCUGCCAUGUCCUCUUAUGGUUACAAUGCAAUGGCCCCUACUACUGCUGGUGCUGGUGGCAAUACUGGUUAUGAUGGCAUGCCCAUUCAACCCAACGCCCAUCAAAUUCUUGAACGCUUCACCCAAUACCUUGCCGAAUUGGAAAAACUUGCCAGCCAAACCAAUGCACCCAACUUUGCAUCAUUGCCGCCCCUCCAUGAUAUUCGUGUGAUUAUUCGUCAAGUGCCCAUGUUGGCAUUAUCAAGCUUUGACAAGGUGGAAACGGCACGUGCUUUUGCCCAAAAAGUAGUAUCCCUAUUAUACAAGAGCGAGACUCAGCUUGUACGGGAGAUGUACGUUGUGUUAUUGGAACGAUUAUGCGAGGUGUCUCCCAAUGUUGGCACCCUGGUUACUUAUUGGCUUACGCAUGUGGAUGAUGAGAGGAAAUACAAUGUGCCUGUCACGAUUGCAUUGAUGAAAGCUGGGUUGAUCAAUAUCGCUGAACAAGAUCAAGAACUCGGAUUACUUGUUGAUAGUGGACGAAUGGUUGCCAUUGACUUUGCUGCUAUGCUUGUUCAUACAUGCAUCUUUGAAGAAAACAUUGCUAGCCCUCAAGACUUUGUUGUGUCUCUGGAAGCCAUUAGUCGAUUGCGUGGCAAGGUGCCUGACAGCGUACUUGUGUUGAUGGAAAGCUUACAUGGCACCAACCAAAAUCGUGGCAAGGAUAUCCAAGAUGAGGAAGCCGGUCUUCGAGAGCAUUUGCAGUAUCUUUUUGCCGAGUGGAUUCGUCUUUGCCAACAUCCCUCCACCACUGAAAAGGCCCAAAACACUUUCCUUAUGCAAUUGUCACAACAAGUGAUUUACAAGAGCGAGGAUAUGUCGUCAUUGUUUUUCCGAUUAUGCGUGGAAAUGGCGGUGGAUCGUGCUGCAAAGUUGAAACAAGUGCCUGGUCAAUCACCUGGUGUCCCUUAUCAGCUCAUUGAUGCCUUCUCCAAGCUUGUCAUUGGGCUUCUCAAGAUCCAAAUGGAGUCAAACAACUCAGCCGCCAUGGUCAAUCAAUUCUCAAAGGUAUUAUCAGUCAUUGUACUCGUCCUUGCACAACACCAUGAACAAGGUCGCCAUCAAUUCAACCAACGUCCUUUCCUUCGACUCUUUACUUGCUUGCUUGGUGAUCUUCACGCUGCUGAACAGCAAUUCCAAUCAUCCUACCUUGCUAUAUUGAACGCAAUGAGCAAUACCUUCCAUACACUUCAGCCUACCUUUUUCCCUGGAUUUACAUUUGCAUGGCUUCAACUGAUAUCGCACAGACUCUUCAUGCCCAAGUUACUCUUGACGGAGAAUCAAAAAGGAUGGUCUAGUUUCCACAAGCUUCUCAUAUGCUUAUUCCAAUUCCUGGCACCUUUUCUUCGUGGCGUGGAACUCAAAGAUACGACGCGUAUGCUUUAUCGGGGAUCGCUGCGUAUCUUGUUGGUGUUACUGCAUGAUUUCCCUGAAUUCUUGUGCGACUACCAUUUCAGUUUUUGCGACGUGAUUCCUGAAUCUUGCAUCCAGCUACGAAACCUCAUCUUGAGUGCUUUUCCACGCAAUAUGCGAUUGCCUGAUCCAUUCACACCUAAUCUCAAGGUCGAUCUUUUGCCAGAAAUCAACCAAGCACCCCGUAUUCUUUCCGAUUAUGUGGGACCCCUCGUAGCGAACGGUGCCAAGAAUGAGAUUGAUGGAUUUAUCAAUGCGCAUAUGCCAAAACGAUUUGUAACCGAAUUGGUGAAAAAGCUACAAUCCGGCAACGGCAACGGCAACGGCAACAACAACGUGGAUCAACAAGGUGGAAGAUACAAUAUUCCUUUGAUGAACUCGGUUGUUUUCUAUGUGGGCGUCAAGGGAAUCUCGCUUGGUAUCCCAGUGAAUCAAGGUGCACCCAUGGAAAUCUAUCAGCAUUUGUUGACCGAUUUGGAUCCAGAAGGUCGAUACGUAUUCUUGAGCGCCAUUGCCAAUCAGUUGCGAUAUCCCAACAGCCAUACUCAUUAUUUCAGCUGUGUCCUCUUGUAUCUUUUUGCUGAGAGUGAUCAGGAGGCGAUCAAAGAGCAAAUAACGCGAGUGUUACUGGAAAGGCUGAUUGUGAAUCGUCCACACCCUUGGGGUCUUCUCAUCACUUUUAUUGAACUCAUCAAGAAUCCAAGGUAUAACUUUUGGAACCACGCCUUCACUCGAUGCGCUACCGAUAUUGAACGCCUCUUCGAGAGUGUCUCAAGAUCCAUCAACCAGAUAUAG
Messenger RNA from Lichtheimia ornata, 5865 nucleotides. RefSeq lists its product as uncharacterized. NCBI's taxonomy places the organism in Eukaryota, Fungi, Mucoromycota, Mucoromycetes, Mucorales, Lichtheimiaceae. Gene Ontology annotation, cellular component: P-body; CCR4-NOT core complex. Gene Ontology annotation, biological process: nuclear-transcribed mRNA catabolic process, deadenylation-dependent decay. The transcript is spliced from 15 exons. Gene Ontology annotation, molecular function: molecular adaptor activity. The record is from RefSeq and is a predicted model, not a curated record. The coding region runs from base 1 to 5865 and encodes 1954 amino acids.